UCCGAAAACUUGCUCAGAUGAGAGCAGAAGACCUAUCCUAUCUAAACCAUGUCCCCCAAUUUCAAGAUUUCAAGCAACUAAAGGACCACUUAAAGAACUCCCCGAACCAAAACGCUGAAGUCCUUCUCCAAGGAAGAGUAGAGAAACUCGAUAAAGCCCUAACCUCAGAGAAAACAGAACUACAGGGGGCGGCUAGACUGGUGACCACGACAACGUACACCAAGGUCCUACACCAGCAAGAGGGACAACCGAAAAAAUGGAGAGACAUGUCGAAUACAAUUGAGAACUUAAAUGUUUCCGUGCCCUUCAAGCUAGUUGAUGGUAGUGGUAACCAUGUCACAGUGCGUGGAGCACACGAGGCUGGUGGAUUCCGGCAUGUGCUGCAGAGAGUGUGGCAAGACAAGGUACAAGCUGAUUCGAGAAGCCUGGGAGAUUUUGCAACAAACAUGGCGCUAAAGGAGAUACCAAAUGGAUCCCUUACUAGAGAAUUUCUACUUGUGUUUGGUAGUUCGAUUGGUGCAUAUGGAAAUGCCGUUCUGGAGAGUCAGUCACUUUUGAGCAGUGGGCAAGUGUCUUUUACGCCUGUCGAGGUGAAUUCAUCAAUACGAAGUCUUAUUUCGAAGAAUGAGAUGAUUUUGGGCUCGAUGAAGUUAUUUUCUGUAAUAUUUCUGGUUGGAGGAGGAAGUAUCCUGUUCAUAACUGGUAUCUCACUACUGUUCCGCUUGCUAGAGAGGGAAAGACGGGAAGAUCAGCUGCCCCUACCAUCAUCUUAGAUACGAUCUGACCAAUUUAGUGCUAGAUUAUUGUUGACAGUUGUAUAUAGCUUUCAUGUAUUUUUGGAUUUGUGUACAGUGUUACUAGCUAAUAACAGGAGUACUAUACAGUUAUUAAUGUACUCCUGCUAAUAAUUAUUGUGAUCAUGGGUAAAGAUCAUUAAUUAAAUUAAAUCAGUUUGUACAUCGAAGCACAAUCAGAUACAAUACCGAUCAUUCCCAGACAAAAAAUGUCUUCCACUUAUGAACCGUUCUGUGGAGAUUCUACCCAAGAAUUGACUCUCUGCAUCAGGGUGAUACGAUCAUUUGAAUACAGAAGCAUCAAAACACUUGUGCUGCGAGGUGUCCCACAGUCGUUGCUGGUGAAGGACCUAAUGGAGAGAAUACUUGGCGAGAUCCAACAGAGCAAGUCUCUUCCUCCUUCCUUCAAGAAGCAUCAGUAUGAUUGUCUCAAGAUCCACUCUCAUGCUCAUGGGGCCAAGACCAACGACACAGCCAUCAACCUAGACCAUGAUGAGUGGAUACUAAGUCCUGACAAGACACUGUUGGAGUCCGACAUACGUGAGUCAGUAUGCAACUGUGCCAUACAAAGGUUAACCUAUAACAAUCAAUCGCACACACAAAAUACGGGACGAGUGUUGCAUCGUUACUCCAGGCAAUGAGACAGAGAUUUCAUUUUUCCUCAAACAAGAUUACGAGAAGUACAAAAAGAAUCCACAGUUUCUAUGGUGACAAAAAUUAAUUAUGUAGACUGUAAAUAUGAACAUGAAGUUUUCACUUUCAAUGUAUAAUUACACCUCCAACACAUACGUAUGCAUGUAAUUAAUGUGUGUUAAGACGUGAGAGCUUAAAAGCUUGUUGUAACCCAACCUUCCAAUCUUAGACAUCAAUGUUUUUAUAAGAGUCCACGCGCAGAUCGACUGAUCAAACUUCCUGUUUUGCAUUCCACACACUACAGUACUAUAGCUAAGCCAGGUGGUAUAUAUGACACACAUUAGCUGGAUGAGAUUGCAUGGCACAGUAAGACAAGAAUGGCCAAUUACACCUUACUAUGGAUAUUGACGUGGCUCUGUGCUAUAUCUGCUGUAACAUUAGCUACUAACUCUACCGACACGAGUACAACUGCAGCUCCUGUACAAAGUGAAGCAGAUGCUGAUCAAGAUGCAACAGAAGCAGCAGCCGUAAAUAGUGAAACCACCACCCCAAGGCCCGACCUACAUCUUAGUCUGUCCCCAAGCACUAUAGGAGGCUUGGCAGCUGCUGGAGCUGUGAUACUAAUGAUUGUCGUGUCCUGUAUGGUUUUCAUGACUUGCAUUUGCAUCUAUCAAGUGUGUACCUGCUUUGAUUAAAUGUACACAUCAACAGCUAUAAUUAUGCAGCUCGAUAGACAACAGCCGUCAAACUUUUGUAUUGUAUGGAUCGAUGCGAUAUUUAUAAUGCAGUAAUCAUGUGA
Halichondria panicea is the source of this 2226-nucleotide messenger RNA. Its product is annotated as UPF0538 protein C2orf76 homolog. Bases 1004 to 1435 code for a protein of 143 amino acids. The record is from RefSeq and is a predicted model, not a curated record. The transcript is spliced from 6 exons. Lineage: Eukaryota; Metazoa; Porifera; Demospongiae; Suberitida; Halichondriidae.